This is a messenger RNA of Linum trigynum, 1735 nucleotides long. NCBI's taxonomy places the organism in Eukaryota, Viridiplantae, Streptophyta, Magnoliopsida, Malpighiales, Linaceae. The record is from the annotation of a GenBank genome assembly.
GGCAUCUCUGUACGUGAGAACCAACGAUAAUAUUCAGUACACAGGCUCUGUUCUCUCUUCCCAUCGACGUACUUAAUUAGUCUUGAGACAUGGGUAGCUGCAAGCUCCGCAGACGCGGCCGAUCAUCUGCGGCGGUCAAAGGUAUUAGUCAAUAUCAAGUGAUUAAUAGAGACGGACGUGGAUCCGAUUACUAGUUCCAAAAGAAGGCUUUACGUGGCCCAUGAAAUUAAGGCCCAAGGACCAUCAUACGCAAAUGUUCCGGAUACCCUCCCGCCUUUCCUACAACCGCCGCCGUCGGCGGAGAAAUAGGCUACGCAGAAAACUCUCCCUCUCGAUUGCUUUACAGGAACCCAGAAGUCCAAAUUCCAAACUGUAAAGUUGAUUGCUCAGGGUGAAGGAAGAAGAAGAAAGAACCAUCCAUGGACGGCGCGAAGAAAACCGACUGCUGCGUAGAAAUUACCUAUAUUCCUGAUACCCCACCAAUCCCUCCCGAUCAGCAACCCACCGUGAGCGUGUUUGCUUCUGUGUUAACCGAGCCGAAGCAUGCCAACAAUCUCAUAAGGAGGUUGAAUCAGAUAGCUCCACUUGAGGAUCUCCCCCAUGUUAAGCGAAUACAUAAGAGGCAUCUUGAAGGAAAAGUUCAGCUGUCAAUAAUCUUGUGUCUUGCUUCUGGGAAUGAUGACCAGCGGAUUGCCUUGCCUCAGGCUGUGAAAGAGCUUGUCGACUCCUACCAGUUGAGUCCUUUUGUCACACAAGUAUGCAAAUAUGCUGCAACAUCCAAAGAGCAAUGGGUAGAACAAUGCAAGCUAUGGCCGACAUCAUACCAUCCGCCUACUUUUAACAUUGAUGGCAUUACUGGAUUCAGCGAUGAGGAUUCACAAUCAGUUUACCGCUUCAUGAAAAUGGCCAUUGAUUUGGCAAACACUAGAGACAAUUUGAUAACUAAUGCUGCAGUCAUCGUCAAUCCUUCAGUUCAGCAGAUCAUUGCAAGUGCAUGUGAUGAAGCACACUCAUGCCACAAACAUCAAUCGGCUACUAGCUGUUGCAAUAGUUCAAAUGGAAUACAGAGCCAAGGAGGAAAUCCUCUUUCAGGUGAAUCUCUUGAGGAGCCUCGAAGAUUGCGCAUUGUUGCAUCUUGUUUAAAUCCUUGGCAAUGGUCUCAGCAAGAAUGCAGCAGUACAUCAACUUCUUAUCAAUGGCAUCCGUUGCGCCAUGCUGCUCUUGUUGCUAUCGAAUCUUCUGCUGAAAGGGAUAGACGCCUUUUCCCUGGCUCAGAUAAUCUUGCAAAUCAGUCCUUUGAAGUGGAGCCUAUGCUGUCUGCUUAUGAAAGGUCACCUGCAAAAAGGCAGAAACCUGACCACGAAAAUGUGAAGGCUGUCGGGAAUGGGUUGGAUUCUGGUAAUCAUGAUUCUAGUUCUGCAUUGAUGAGACCUUAUUUAUGCACAGGCUACGACAUUUUCCUUGUUUGUGAGCCAUGUCCAAUGUGUGCAAUGGCACUUGUUCACCAGCGAAUCAGGCGGAUAUUCUAUGCGUUUCCAAAUGCAAACGCAGGUGCAUUGGGCAGUGUUCACAGACUGCAAGGGGAGAAGAGCUUGAAUCAUCACUAUGCUGUUUUCCAAGUGAAGUUCCAGAACGAAAGUCUAAAUCUUUAGGCUUUACAGAGAGAAUAUGAAGCUAGUUUCGAUCUCACGUUGAUGUUGACUAGAACUGAUUAGAAUAGAUUAUGUAUGAAUCC